This is a messenger RNA of Galeopterus variegatus (Sunda flying lemur), 826 nucleotides long. It is a transcript of the gene NDUFAF6, whose product is annotated as NADH dehydrogenase (ubiquinone) complex I, assembly factor 6. Gene Ontology annotation, cellular component: mitochondrion. The transcript has 8 exons. Gene Ontology annotation, biological process: biosynthetic process; mitochondrial respiratory chain complex I assembly. The record is from RefSeq and is a predicted model, not a curated record. Lineage: Eukaryota; Metazoa; Chordata; Mammalia; Dermoptera; Cynocephalidae. The annotation marks the transcript as partial.
GAAACGAGAUUAUGAAGGUUAUUUAUGCUCCCUGCUGCUACCUGCAGAAUCCCGAAACUCGGCUUUUGCACUGAGGGCCUUCAAUGUGGAACUGGCUCAGGUUAAGGACUCAGUCUCUGAGAAAGCAAUUGGACUGAUGCGAAUGCAGUUUUGGAAAAAAACUGUUGAAGAUAUAUUCUGUGACAAUCCACCACAUCAGCCUGUGGCUAUUGAACUAUGGAAGGCUGUCAAAAGACAUAAUCUGACUAAAAGAUGGCUUUUGAAAAUCAUUGAUGAAAGAGAAAAAAAUUUGGAUGACAAAGCAUAUCAUAAUAUCCAAGAACUAGAAAAUUACGCCGAAAACACACAGAGCUCUCUUCUUUAUUUAACACUGGAAAUAUUGGGUAUAAAGGAUCUUCAUGCGGAUCAUGCUGCAAGUCACAUUGGAAAAGCCCAAGGCAUUGUCACUUGCUUGAGAGCAACACCCUAUCAUGGUAGCAGAAGAAAGGUGUUCCUUCCCAUGGAUAUUUGUAUGCUGCAUGGUGUUUCACAGGAGGACUUUCUACGGAAGAACCAAGAUAAAAAUGUCAGAGACGUAAUAUAUGACAUUGCCAGCCAGGCGCACUUGCACCUAAAGCAUGCUAGGUCCUUUCACAAAAGUGUUCCUGUGAAAGCAUUUCCUGCUUUUCUUCCAACAGUUUCUUUAGAGGACUAUUUAAAGAAAAUUCAACGAGUGGAUUUUGAUAUAUUCCACCCAUCUUUACAGCAGAAGAAUGCAUUACUUCCAUUAUCUCUGUAUAUUCGGUCAUGGAGAAAAAGAUAUUAAAAUAAUUUCAUGGCACUUGUA